This is a messenger RNA of Chara braunii, 2738 nucleotides long. NCBI's taxonomy places the organism in Eukaryota, Viridiplantae, Streptophyta, Charophyceae, Charales, Characeae. The record is from the annotation of a GenBank genome assembly.
GUCGGGUUGUAACAGGUGGCUAGAAUACCUAACUGCAUCUUCUGGCGGUCCAAUGGAACCUGACACGAUGGGGCCACAACCGACCACGGGCGAAGCGGGAGAAGAGUACAGGACAUCGCCCGAUCGAGCACUCAGGGAUUUGAAGGAACGAAUUAGGCAAGAAGCACCGCUGAGAUGGGCUGACCAAACCAAUGACGGAGGACCCGACAUGAGAGGUGAACCCGUUGCGACAGAGCCGCAGGAGGCUCUAAAGACGGGUGCCUCGAGCGGACGACGAGAGACGACGAGGCGACACUCCCCUGAGUACAAGCGGAGGGACACCAUAACGGAUAGGUAUAGAGACGACUGGAGAGAGAAUUUGAGGGAUUCUUAUUGGAGGGAUAGAGAUAGAGACAGGGCGCCGUCCAGGCGAGUCUUUGACCCCCAGACAGGGGAGUCACAUCCGCUCCCUUACGAGACCAAGGACCGCUAUAUUAUUACGCACAAGGUCUCAGAGCCUCCUAUCUUCAGGGGCUAUGGUAUCACAGAAUAUCUGGAGAAGUGGGAGCUUCACGCCAGCCGGGGUCAGUGGUCGAAGGAAGAGAUUAUAGAGAACUUCCUAUUUAAUGUGGACCCAAGUCUUGGUAGGGAAGUUAAGGAAGCUCGGCCGAAGGAUGGAAAAUUGUCUACGUACAAGAAGAACCUCGUUGAGCUUUACAAAUUGGAGGAUAACAAGUAUUCCAUCAAGGACCUUGAAACAAUGAUUCAAGAUGAAGAUGAGAGCGUACGGGCAUUUGGGAUGCGUUUCCAGAAGAUCUCCGACGUGCUGAUGAAGAAGGGGAAGAUCUCAGAGGUCGAGCGUUGUACUAUCUUCAUCGGACACUUGUCCAAAGGUAGGCAAAAAAGUAUACUUAGAGAUCUUCCGCGCGACAGACUUGAUUUCCCAGAAGUCCUAAAGCUCGCGAUAAAGGCAGAGGCAGACGAUUACAAGGACUUGGUGUGGAGAGGGAUGAGGAGACGUGACUUCUCUCUCUACAAGGAGUAUUUCACUGAUAGAUGUCGUGAUUUCAAGGAUUAUCCCUGGUCGGAGAAGAAUGAGGUCGUGCCUGAGGAAAUGAAGGAGAUACGGGACAUGGUGAAGGGAUUAACGAGACAGGUUACAGAGAUUGUGACCGCCACAGGGGUCACGACCUACCGGGACAAACCUGGAGGGCCCUAUUCAUUUCGCUGGGACCACCGAGAGCGCAGAGAUCGCGAGCUGUUUGUGCGAGCAAGGAGGCUAGAUGAUUACCCCCGAAGCCCUCGCUAUGAGGCCGAUUGGGGUAGAGGCGACUCCCCCGGCCGAUGGGAGAAGGACGACAGAUACGAGAGAUCGGACCGGGAUGGAUAUAGGGACGACAGAUACGAGAGGUCGGGUCGAGAUGGCUACAGAGGAAGUAGAUAUGAGAGAGGAGAUCGGGACUGGGAACGACAAGAUGGGUCACGCGCACGGUUUGAGCGCGGGGGAGAUGCGAGAGAGCAGCGCGACGAGACGCGAGGAUGGUACAACCGAGGGGACCGACGCGAUGAGUCACGAGGACGCUAUGACUCGGGGGACCGCCGGAAUGACUCGCGAGGGCAGUAUGAGCAAGAAGGGUCUAGAGGAGACCAGCGCAACGAUUCGCGCAGUCGGAAUGAGAGAGGGGGAUAUGGUGUCUCAUCAGAACCAUAUCCAAAGUCGCCUGACCCCAAGGUGGCCAGAAAUUCGAUGUCUAGAGGCGCAGACGAUAGGGCGUCUACUCCCAGGAACUCAUGCGUCUACUGUAGAGGAGAAGAUCAUAUCAAGAGGAAUUGCCCGGACCCGAAACGGGCAAUAGAAGAGGGACUUGUCGUGCUCGACGACCGCAAGUACGUCAAGUGGGCAGAUGAUCUCGGAGAUGUAUCGAUGUUCCCUUCGAUGAAGGAGAAUGUCGAAGCAAGGAGAAUAAAGACGAGUAAAGGAAUGGAGCCGGUCAGAAGCCAGAGCAUCAAGAUAAUCUUUGAGGGCGAUAUCGCGACCACACCCAUAAGGGUGGCAGCCACCAAGUCAGCAAGAGGGUCUACAUCGAAGAAGACUGACUCGGAUUAUGUGAUGACGGAGAAGGACGGGCAGCGGGUCGAUGGAGAGGAGGUUAUCCUGUCACCGCGAAAGCGGGGAGUCAAGAAGUUCUUAAUGAAGAGUUCGCUGGACGAGAUUGACACGAAGGACGCUAGAGGGAAGGAAAGACCGUUAAGAUUUGAGAGUAGGACACUUAAUACGGCUGAGCGUAACUACAGUCAAUUCAAGAAGGAAGUGUUAGCUGUUCUCCGGUGUCUAAACACGUUCAGACACUAUAUCUAUGGGCGACGGUUCAUCUUGAGAGUAGACCCCACCGCGGUUGCCGCUGUCCUCCAGAAGGACUUUAGUCUGACGGACCCGACCAUCGCCCGAUGGUUAAUACGGAUUCGGCUAUACGAUUACACGGUCGAGAGAAUAUCUGGUACUAAAAAUGCUGUGGCAGAUGGACUUUCACGCAUCCCUCUCGAGCGUCCGAUAGUAGCUGGGGCUCUGACAAUGGCAGAGCCGAGACGCGCCGAGAGAUUUCUAGUUAAUCUUUACGAGAACAAGUACCGAAUGAUCGGACUACACUAGACGGGAGAAGAGAGUCAAAAUUCAGAUAUCCGGACGCAAGCAGCCCAGUACUGCCUUAGAGCGGGGCACCUUUUUCGAAGGCCAGUAGGGUCGGGAAUGCCCUUACGAG